UCUUUAUAAAUCAGGACACCAGCUUUUAAACAUAUUUGUAAAAAUGGGCUCAAUAAGAGUUCUCGUGUGUUAUUUUCUGUUUACAUUUUUAGUAACAUAUUCUUUGGGAUAUUUUAUUCCAUCUUCCGAUUCUGGAUUUAGUGCAGUUAAAAAAGCUCCAAGAUGGAAUGUGCCAUGGAUGGGUAUCGGUAUGUGGUGUAACGGCUGUCCGCCGAGAGGGUGCGAGGAUGACGAGGCUGUAAUACACGGCUUCUGCUGCGGCUGCGCUCACAUAUUAGAUCAGUUGCCAAUUUUGUGUCCUGAGUUUUUACAAUGUCCACUCAACUUGCAUGGACUGUGCCAUGACUAUGAAUACAUGAUGAGAUGUUGCUGUUAGCGUUAAGGAGAUAAGGAAUGUAAAUAAAACAUCUUUUAUAUUAUA
This is a messenger RNA of Colias croceus (clouded yellow), 421 nucleotides long. RefSeq lists its product as uncharacterized. NCBI's taxonomy places the organism in Eukaryota, Metazoa, Arthropoda, Insecta, Lepidoptera, Pieridae. The transcript has 3 exons. The record is from RefSeq and is a predicted model, not a curated record. Bases 44 to 376 code for a protein of 110 amino acids.